This is a messenger RNA of Xenia sp. Carnegie-2017, 1133 nucleotides long. RefSeq lists its product as uncharacterized. Lineage: Eukaryota; Metazoa; Cnidaria; Anthozoa; Malacalcyonacea; Xeniidae. The coding region runs from base 27 to 767 and encodes 246 amino acids. The transcript has a single exon. The record is from RefSeq and is a predicted model, not a curated record.
CUUCGACGCAAUUACUAAGGUGAGCCAUGACUAUUAUUCUCAUCCAAAAAUGCAAUUUCGAACUACAAUUACCAGCUGGCAUAAGUUGGAAUCCAGCUAAAAGAAAAAUAACUGUCGAUGAUAGCUAUACUGUGUUAACGAAUGAUGAAAUGGUUUUGGGAGAACAGAAAACAAACGAUGGACAAAGGAACGCUCUUCUGGUGAAUAACAAUGAAGACCUUGAAGCAACAAGAUCUUUGAUUCUUAGCAAGCCUUUAGUAAUGACGGUCAAGUGUCCUGCUGAAGAUGCAUACUAUGUGACAUGUCUUGUGAUUGUUGAUACGUCCAGUGCCCAAGUAAAAAGUGUCUUUGACAAAGCAUUCGACCUUGCCAGACAGUUGUUGGUGGAAAACAGAAAGUUUGUCGUAACAUUUAAUCUUAAUAAAACGAUCAGUAGAUGGUACCAUGAAACCAUGUUUACUUUGUUCAAUAACGAGAGCACGUGUUAUGGGGCAAAUUUUUAUAUUGCUCACAAUGCCACAGAACAAUGCAUUUUGGCUCAAGAAUACAUGGACUGUUACCGGACACAAGGUUUAUGUUGUUGGUGUUGGUGCUUUCCCUGCUGCUUGGUAAUUGGCUGUCCCUACAUGAUAUACCGCAAUCUUGUAAGAAAGAUCAAAGACGUUAAAGUUUCUCCAAACUUUAACGUCUCCUUGGGCAGUUUUGAUGACUUCGAAAAACUUCCGUUCUAUCAAGGAGCAAAAGAGUACAUUCAGCAUAUUUUCUGAAACGACUUUUAACGAACCUGUUUCGCUAGAAGUGCAAUCGCGAUGACCCCAUUCUCUAUCCACAUAUAUCUAUAAAUAAAAAAAAUUAUUGUUUGUUUAAUAGUCAUGCAAAAGUGAGCGGCUAGGAUUAAGAUUGUAAAUUCAAAGUAACUUUCAUAAUAAACUAACGUAUUUGCUUGCGGUUCCCACAUUUAUUAUGAUUUAAAAAAUAUAGAAGGUGUAAGUAAGAAUUGACAAUACUCAAAUCUAAUGCCUGCAUGUCAACAAAAGACUUCGCAUAUUUGAAUGUAAAACUAACUUCAUAAAAUUUAGAACGUAAAUCUGAUCAUGUUUGUUUUGAUUAAACCUGAAAAAAGUUCAUGUUUU